AUGUAUUCCUUCGCAUUCGCUUUCUUGUGUAUCCAAGCUUGCUUGGUGCAGAAUGUUUUCUCUUACUGCACUGGUGCGUAUGCCCCAGGUUUGGCUGGACUUGCCCCCGGUCUCUCUGGACUUGCCCCAGGUCUAUCCGCCCUUGCCCCAGGUUACGGCCCAGCUGCUUUCCCCGGCGCUUACAAUGGAGCAUACGGUGGUGAAGGUAUCGGCGAGGUGACAGUACUUGGUGAGAUGCCAGUCGCUGGUACCACCAUGAUUAACGGACAAGUGCCAAUCCUCGGUGCUGUGAGAUUCGCUGGUGACCUGCCGGCUGGUGGUAUCGUGUCCAUCGCUGGUUCCAGUGGAUGCGGUUCAUCUCAAUAUAUCUACUGA
Leptidea sinapis is the source of this 375-nucleotide messenger RNA. Its product is annotated as chorion class CA protein ERA.1-like. The transcript is spliced from 3 exons. Gene Ontology annotation, molecular function: structural constituent of egg chorion. Gene Ontology annotation, biological process: multicellular organism development; chorion-containing eggshell formation. The record is from RefSeq and is a predicted model, not a curated record. Lineage: Eukaryota; Metazoa; Arthropoda; Insecta; Lepidoptera; Pieridae. The coding region runs from base 1 to 375 and encodes 124 amino acids. Gene Ontology annotation, cellular component: egg chorion.